ACUUCAGUUCAGUUCAGCCAACCACACCACGUCCAUGGCUGAGGCUGCCGAAACUCUUCUUGCCGCCGCUGAUUCGUCUAGCUACACGGCGGAUGCGCUCGAAACCUUCCCUCUGCACCGCGCAGUGUUUGCUGCAGACGCUGCGGCGCUGACCAAGCUGCUCGCGGAGACCGCAUCGACGCUGCUCCCUGCGCACUUGCUCGCCCACGGCGGGGCUCUGACUGCUUCUGCCUCGGCUUCUGCUUCUGCUUCUGCUUCGUCGUCCUCUGCAAGCUCUGCGAGCAGCAGUGGCCUCGAAGCGGCCGCCGCUGGGUCCAGGAACAGCACGCUGUCCAACACGAGCUCGUCCUCGGUCGCGACCCCGAUGGACUGGACCCAGUCCUCGCGAGGGCCGCCGACGCCCAAGGACCAGCAGGACAAGUUUGGCAACACGCCACUGCACAUUGCCGUCAUGCUCAACCGCAAAGAAUGUAUCGACGCCUUGCUGAAUGCUGGAGCUUCGAUCAAUAUCAACAACCGCGGUGGCUGGUCUGCGUUUGAAGAGGCGGUUUCCCUCGGAGACCGCGACCUCAUUCGUCGAAUGCUGCAACUGCAUCGUGAGCACGAGCGGCAGGUGGACCGUCUUCGAACUCCUGCACUUCUCCAGCAGAUCGACCAGUUUGGCGACUUUUAUUUGCAAAUCAAGUGGGAUUUUCACACAUGGAUUCCACUCGCUUCAAGGCUCCUUCCCAACGACGUGUGCCGCAUUUACAAGCGUGGAACUUGCAUACGAUUGGAUUCGACGCUGGUGGACUUUUCAGAUAUGAAAUGGCAACGAGGCAACAUUUCCUACUUGUUCGAGUGUGACGCAGCAGGCGAAGCAACCAUCACUUCCAUUAAGCACGACGAAAAGACAUUUCAGCGCGUCACAAAGGACGCAGUGGACGAGUACAUUGAAGACGAAAUUGACAUGAUCAUGUCGUCAGACAUUGGUACAGCGAGCAUGCCCACCAAGCACAUUGGGUUUACACGCGCCAAGUCGGGAGUGUGGGGCUGGCGAAAAGAGCGCACCGACACUGUCGGCUCGUUCUCGGCUCGCGUGUACAACGUGUCUGGUACCAAUCUCAUCAUGCGCAAGCGUCGCGAGCACCUGUCCGAAGAAGACGUGCGCACCAACCGUGAAUUCCUGCGACAACUCCGCCAAGGCACGCCCGGACACCAGCAGCAUCCGGAUGACUCAGACUCGGACGCAGAUGACGGUGAUCGUGGUGGUGACGACGACAACAACUCUGGCAGCGAAUCGGCACCUGAAUUUCCCGCAUCGAGCUCAGUUCAUAGUCCCAUUUCCGCCCCGGCUGACCAAGGCGGAGUGGGGCUUGCUGCGUUGCUUCCAGCACCAACGUCGUCGUCCAUCGCAACGCCAGAUCUUCUCAAUAGCUCGUCGUUGUCCACCCUUGAAGUCGAUUCAUCGGCAGCCACGACAGCAUCGUUGGCGAACAACACUGGAAGCAUUGUCAUGUCAGGAGAUUCACACGCUGCCGGAGAUGACGACGAAGUCGAGCACCGACCAUCCUUGCCGCCUCCGCCGGCCAAUCCAAUCACGUGGGCCGAAUAUAUGGCCAUGCCGCUCGACGGUGCGCAACCCCAACUUGGCCGCGCCGUCGUGCUCAAGUCGUCUGUCAAAUCCUUCAAGCCGGUCGUGUGGAUGUGCGACGAGUUCCCGCUCUCCGUGGAUACCGUCAUCAAGCUGCUGACGGUUCUUGCACCAGCCCACAAACAUUUGACCAAGCUCAAGCAGUUUGUGGCCACCAAGUUGCCAACAGGCUUCCCGAUUAAACUUGAGAUGCCAGUCUUCCCUACAGUGACGGCGCAAGUGACAUUCCUCGAGUAUAGUGGCCAAACCCAGCCGGAAGAGCUGUUCAAGGUUCCCGAAGGCUUUACGGAAACUCCUGCCGAUCAACCGCGCGGAACCCCGACCGCGUCCGAGUGACAACGCUGUCCUUCCUUUUUUUUCAUUGGUACUUGACACCAGUGAACGCUGACGAGCAAUUGGAAGGAAUGGAAGGAACGCUUUUCAUUCGAUGAAGCUCGCGCACGAGCUGGUGAUAAAAUAACACAAAAUAUUCAUAACAGUACCAACAAGGAUAUGGAAAACUAAAGUAACAAAUAAC
This is a messenger RNA of Capsaspora owczarzaki ATCC 30864, 2150 nucleotides long. RefSeq names its product ankyrin repeat containing protein. The coding region runs from base 35 to 1969 and encodes 644 amino acids. Gene Ontology annotation, cellular component: cytoplasm. The transcript is spliced from 8 exons. Gene Ontology annotation, molecular function: protein binding. Lineage: Eukaryota; Filasterea; Ministeriida; Capsasporidae. The record is from RefSeq and is a predicted model, not a curated record.